CCCCUCCCAUUGGCCGGCCGGGUGGGUGAGGGGCAGCGGAAGGUCCGGACUCCUCCUCCUCCAGGACACGUUCCCAGCACAUACACACAGCAGCAGCAGCAGCCCGGGCACAGGGAGACAUGGCUCAGGCCCCGGACACACAUUAGAGACAGCAGCAGCGGGAGAUGGGGCCGGCAGCACAGCGCGCAGUGUGAGGAGGACCCAGCAGCACUGACCCGCUCCCCGCACACACUGCACCCAGCCUCGCCGCCCAGGGACACAGCGCAGACGCCGCCAGCCCCCCGCAGCACGGACCGAGGGCUCCGCUUCCCCGGACUGGGAGUCGCUGGCUCCUGUAGGCCGCCCGCUCGUCAUGUUCGCGAAGGGGAAAGGCUCAGCGGUGCCGUCAGACGGGCAGGCCCGGGAGAAACUUGCACUAUAUGUAUACGAGUAUCUGCUUCAUGUCGGUGCCCAGAAAUCUGCGCAGACUUUCCUUUCUGAGAUCAGGUGGGAGAAGAACAUUACAUUGGGUGAACCUCCAGGUUUCUUACACUCAUGGUGGUGUGUGUUUUGGGACCUGUACUGCGCAGCUCCAGAGCGUAGAGACACCUGUGAACAUUCAAGUGAAGCAAAAGCAUUUCACGACUAUAGUGCCGCAGCAGCACCAAGCCCCGUGCUCGGUAACAUUCCACCAAACGAUACAAUGCCAGGAGGGCCGAUACCACCUGGAUUCUUCCAGCAGGGUCCACCCGGAUCGCAGCCAUCUCCACACUCACAGCCGCCUCCCCACAACCCCAACAUGAUGGGUCCCCACAGUCAGCCUUUUAUGUCCCCCCGAUAUGGUGGUGGGCCCAGGCCACACAUAAGAAUGGGAAGCCAGCCACCAGGUGGCGUCCCUGGAUCACAGCCUUUGUUACCGAAUUCCAUGGACCCGACACGACAAGGACACCCCGGGAUGGGGGGACCCAUGCAGAGGAUGAAUCCCCCUAGACAGAUGGGCCCCAUGGGUCCUGGACCUCAGUCUGAUCCUUGGUUAUCGUUGCAGAACUAUGGAAGUGGCAUGAGACCACCACCCAAUUCCUUAGGGCCUGGCAUGAACAUGGGUCCUGGAGCAGGCAGGCCGUGGCCAAACCCCAAUAGUGGAAACUCGAUUCCAUAUUCGUCGUCCUCACCCGGCACUUAUGUGGGGCCCCCUGGUGGUGGAGGACCUCCAGGAACACCUAUAAUGCCCAGUCCUGCAGAGUCAACAAAUUCAAGCGACAAUAUUUAUACAAUGAUAAAUCCUGGUCCUCCUACAGGGAAUCGUUCAAAUUUCCCAAUGGGACCUGGUUCAGAUGGGCCUAUGGGAGGAAUGGGCGGAAUGGAACCUCAUCAUAUGAACGGGUCAUUAGGAUCUGGUGACAUGGAUGGACUCCCUAAGAAUUCCCCAAAUAACAUAAGUGGCAUUAGUAACCCUCCAGGAACACCCCGAGACGACGGAGAGCUAGGAGGAAACUUUCUUCAUUCCUUCCAAAAUGACAAUUACUCUCCCAGCAUGACUAUGAGUGUGUGACAACAGGGAGAAGACUCCUCUCGGCUGCUGCUAGGAUGGUCACGGUGAUGGGAGAAGGGAAUAGUGCACGGAGCUGUGGAAAUGAAUGGAACAGCUCCCCCCUCAGUUCAGUUUCAUGCAAUAAAAAGCACCAAACUUUUUAUUCCAUCAAACACCGUACAGAAACUGUCAAGACAAGAAAAUCCUUCUCAGAGGAUGUGCAACUGUACAGAAACCUUUUUUUUUUUGCAAGAGAAGGAAACUUUAAAUAACGAAUCUGAUAGCUUUUUUAUUUUUAAAUUUUCCUCCCCAUGUUCUAUGUCUGUGACGUGAUAUUCAAGGAGAAUAGCUGAAAUAGGAAACAGGUUUUUUUAUUUUAUUUUGUUUUUAGCCUUUUUUUUUUUUUUUUUUUUUACCCGAAUGAACUGAGAUUUUAAUUUGCCCACUUCCCUAUCAAAGGGAUUUAUUUUUGUUUUUUUUCAUACAAUCCAAAACCACCUCCAAAAAAUGUCAAUUUUUUGUUUUUUUCCUCAAUGUUCUCCACUGUGCAGAAUCUCUGGUUGGAACUGCAUCCUUCUCUUUACCUCAUACAAUACAACACUUGAUAUUUGUUUAAACACCUAAGACUAUAUAUAUGAUAUAUUUUUCUUUUUACCUCUGCAAGAGUGAUUAACUAGGAACUCCCAGAAUCCAGAGGAAGCGCUGACUGCAGAAAGGGAUGGGUAAUAAGACUAUGCAGCCUGCUGUUUAGAAAUGUGUGGCAACGUCUUUUUAUUAACGGAUUUCAAACGACGGACUUUGGUUGUGUAAGAAUAUUAAUAAAAAGGUGAUACAGUGGGAAGCGGACCAGCAGGCACCAGAAAAACACUCCUCCUUCAAUGCCACCAUCUCCUGACUUGCCACUGCUUGAUCUGUGUUUUUUUUUUUUUUUUUGUUUUUUAUUGCAUCUAUGUCGGCCCAGAACAACGUCAGCUGAUAUUAAACACUGUAUUUUUUAUUUUAUAUUAUUUUUUUAAUUGUAAAAAAAAAAAAAUUUCCCCUCCAUCUGAGUCUAGCUGAAAAUGAGAAGCCUUCAUAGCACCUACACUUAGUUUUACUCAACAUUUGCUUAUUAAAAGGGACAGUUGUGUAGGAUGUUGGUUGAGUUUCUGAUCAAAAAAAUUGUCAGGCAUUCUAGGUUUUUUUUUUUUCUCCUUUCAUUUGUCAGGAGUGACUGAAGGAGGGAACCACAGCAGCUCCUCUCAGGACAUUGUUACAAGAGAAAUUCCUUAUGUAUUUGAAAAGGGAUAGUUAAAUUAUUGUCUCUUGGUAUGGGACAGCUUGGAAUGAUAUGGUUAAUUUUUCCGCCUCCAUGCUGUAAUAAAUUUAAUAAAUUCAAACAUA
This is a messenger RNA of Pseudophryne corroboree (corroboree frog), 2893 nucleotides long. It is a transcript of the gene SSBP3, whose product is annotated as single stranded DNA binding protein 3. The coding region runs from base 353 to 1531 and encodes 392 amino acids. Lineage: Eukaryota; Metazoa; Chordata; Amphibia; Anura; Myobatrachidae. Gene Ontology annotation, molecular function: single-stranded DNA binding; protein binding. Gene Ontology annotation, cellular component: nucleus. The transcript is spliced from 18 exons. The record is from RefSeq and is a predicted model, not a curated record. Gene Ontology annotation, biological process: positive regulation of transcription by RNA polymerase II.